This is a messenger RNA of Alexandromys fortis (reed vole), 318 nucleotides long. RefSeq names its product 60S ribosomal protein L36-like. Gene Ontology annotation, biological process: cytoplasmic translation. The record is from RefSeq and is a predicted model, not a curated record. The annotation marks the transcript as partial. Lineage: Eukaryota; Metazoa; Chordata; Mammalia; Rodentia; Cricetidae. Gene Ontology annotation, molecular function: structural constituent of ribosome. The transcript has a single exon. Gene Ontology annotation, cellular component: cytosolic large ribosomal subunit; ribosome.
UCCCGUCGCGGCCGCCAACGGAGAGGAGCAGCCACCGCCCUGCGCUACCCCAUGGCCGUGGGCCUCAACAAGGGCCACAAGGUGAGGAAGAACGUAAGCCAGCCGAGGCACAGCCGGCGGCGCGGGCGCCUCACAAAGCACACCAAGUUCGUGCGGGACAUGAUCCGGGAGGUGUGCGGCUUCGCGCCCUAUGAGCGCCGCGCCACGGAGCUGCUCAAGGUGUCCAAGGACAAGCGCGCGCUCAGGUUCGUCAAGAAGCGGGAGGAGCUGAGCAACGUGCUGGCCAGCAUGAGGAAGGCGGUGGCCAGGAAGGACUGA